Messenger RNA from Clupea harengus (Atlantic herring), 2438 nucleotides. RefSeq names its product cholinergic receptor nicotinic delta subunit (gene chrnd). Gene Ontology annotation, molecular function: acetylcholine-gated monoatomic cation-selective channel activity; transmembrane signaling receptor activity. Gene Ontology annotation, cellular component: postsynaptic membrane. NCBI's taxonomy places the organism in Eukaryota, Metazoa, Chordata, Actinopteri, Clupeiformes, Clupeidae. The record is from RefSeq and is a predicted model, not a curated record. Gene Ontology annotation, biological process: monoatomic ion transmembrane transport.
GCGUUUUUGUCCUCCAUCUUCUUUUCAACGACAGGGAUAGUUGCUAUUAGCUCAGCUGUUUUCUGACAAAUGCUUUCAAACGGACGAACAAACCCUUUUUUUAUUUCGAGACUCUUCAGUCUGUCAUGUUCAUAGAAAGAUGACCUAACCUUGGACCUAACAAUACAGAAAAUCGAAGCGCAUUUUAAAUCUGUCUCGUGCGCCUUUUCCAGUCAGAGUCGCUCUCAACACUUUUGUAAGCUAAGCUACUGUAACUUUGCAGCGGAAGUCGAGGAUCGUAUGUCUAUAUUUUCUCUCGGUUAGUCAGACCAGACACCUGCUGCCAUCAGUCACAGCAGAGGACGUUUACGUUUUUGCCAUUCUUCUAGCAUGGUAGCUGAAGAAAACGACCAACUAUGAAGCUCAUAGGUUCUCUGUUUGCCGUAUUUGUUCUUGCGUCAGAAUGCCAGGGUAGGAAUGAAGAGGAGCGCCUCAUUAACUAUAUGUUCAAGGAGCGGGGCUAUAACAAGGAGCUCCGCCCAGUGAAAAACAAAAAUGAAGUGGUGCCAAUUAACCUGGGCAUGACUCUCUCAAACCUCAUAUCCCUAAAAGAAGUUGAUGAAACCCUCCUGACAAAUGUAUGGAUGGAACAUGGGUGGGACGAUUACAGGCUUUCAUGGAAUUCAACAGAGUUUGAUGGGAUAGCAGAGCUGCGUUUGCCGGCUAGUAUGGUCUGGCUACCAGACAUUGUUUUGGAGAACAACAAUGACGCCCAGUUUCAGGUGGCAUACUACUCCAACGUUGUGUUAUAUGAGUCAGGGUUUAUAUACUGGCUGCCCCCUGCUAUAUUCCGAAGCUCGUGUACCAUCAAUGUCAACUACUUUCCCUUUGACUGGCAAAACUGCUCACUAAAGUUCAGCUCUUUGACAUACAACGCCAAGGAGAUCAGCAUGCAUUUGAAAUCAGACUAUGAAGACGAUAGCAGUUACACUGUCGAGUGGAUCGUCAUUGACCCUGCCAGUUUUACAGAGAAUGGAGAGUGGGAGAUCAUUCACAAACCAGCCAGGAGAAAUAUCUACAAGAGCAUACCAGAGGAGAGCAACAAGCACCAGGAUAUUACUUUUUAUCUAAUCAUCAAGCGCAAGCCGUUGUUCUACAUCGUCAACAUCAUCAUUCCCUGUGUGCUCAUCUCCUUCAUGGCCUCACUGGUCUACUUCCUUCCUGCGGACAGUGGUGAGAAGAUGACUCUGUCCAUCUCUGUGCUUCUGGCCCAGUCUGUCUUCCUGCUGCUGAUUUCACAACGUCUUCCUGAGACAUCAAUGGCGGUUCCUCUAAUUGUGAAGUAUCUGAUGUUCAUCAUGGUGCUGGUCACAGUGGUGGUGCUAAACUGUGUUAUCGUGCUGAAUCUCCACUUCCGUACACCCAGCACUCACAUCAUGUCUGAGUGGACCAAAGAAUUCUUCCUGGUGUGGCUGCCACGCAAGCUGUUCAUGUCCCGUCCUGCAGACAGUGAGCCCAAAUGGGACGGGGCCCUUCAGCGGCGCUCUAGCUCUGUGGGUUACAUCGCUAAGGCAGACGAGUAUCACUGUGUGAAGUCCCGUAGUGAGCUCAUGUUUGAGCAGCAGUCAAAGAGACAUGGCCUGGAAACCCGUGCCACACCCUCAAUAUGCAAGUCAAACCUCGAUGCUGACAGUGAGGUGACCCAACAGCUGUACGCUGAGAUGAAGCCUGCGGUGGAUGGAGCUAAUUAUAUAGUCAAGCACAUGCAUGACAAAAAUGACUACAAUGAGGAAAAGGAUAGCUGGAGUGGCAUAGCCCGGACAGUAGACCGCCUCUGCUUCUUCCUGGUAACUCCAGUCAUGACGCUCGGAACCAUCAUCAUCUUCCUCACGGGCCUUCUCAAUCACCCUCCCCCACUGCCUUUCGAAGGAGACUCCCAUAACUACCUGGAGGAAAACAAACGUCUCAUUUGAGCAACCUCUCUCCCCCAAAUGCAUGAGUAUUGCUGUGUGGUCAAACUAUUUAUACAUUUUAGAAUUUGUGUCUUUAAUGAGAAUUGUGGAGAAUUGGGAAAUUAAUGACGAUUGGUUGGGUUGCUAUAACAGUGAGUAUCUACAGUCUCCUGUUGUAGGAAGGACUUGUACUUCUUAAAUCCUGUGUUCAGAGUACUCUGUUUGUUAUCAUGUGCCAAUAUAUGUGCUUGAAAUUUAAUCAGAAAACACUUAGGUCAUUUUAUUUAUAUAGCGGCAAAACAAUAAAAUUGUCCGGAAGUGCUUUACAGAGCCCAGGGCCUGAACCCCCAGUUAUAUUUUUGGGAAAUUCUGAAAAAAUUAAUAGGUUUUCUGAAGUUUUCUUAAUGAUGUGUGUGAGUGGAUCUGAAUACUGUAUAAAGAAUAAUAUUGUUCUCAGAUCUACGUACAUUAAGUACAUCACUGUAUUCAUUAGUCUGGAGAUCCUGU